This is a messenger RNA of Leptonychotes weddellii (Weddell seal), 3986 nucleotides long. The record is from RefSeq and is a predicted model, not a curated record. NCBI's taxonomy places the organism in Eukaryota, Metazoa, Chordata, Mammalia, Carnivora, Phocidae.
UCGGCCUCUGGCGGCAGUAACCAUCUGGCUGGGUGGGCAGGACCUCGGGUCCCCGGGUGCGGAGGCUGGGCCAGCUCUUUUCUGCAUCAGCCUCCCUCGCCCCACAGCCUUUGAGGGGGGCUCCUCUGGCUCCUGCUUCACGGCUCAGGUAGGACACCACUCUUGGGGGCUCCUGGACGAUUAGGGAACUUCGAGGACGAAAGCUCCCUGAGGUGCUGAGCACGGAGCCCCCAUGGCCUCGCUGAGCAGAGCCCUGCGUGUGGCCGCCGCCUGCCCUCGCCGGGACCUGGGGCUGCGCGCGCUGACCAGCCGAGCCGGCCCCACCACCGAGAAGAGCGUGCCGUACCAGCGGACCCUGAAAGAGGCCCAGGGCCCCUCGGCGGUGGCCCGGGGCCCAAGCCGGCCCCUGCCCAGCACAGCCAACGUGGUGGUCAUCGGCGGGGGCAGCUUGGGCUGCCAGACCCUGUACCACCUGGCCAAGCUGGGCGUGAGUGGGACGGUGCUGCUGGAGCGGGAGCGGCUGACCUCCGGGACCACCUGGCACACGGCGGGCCUGCUCUGGCAGCUGCGGCCCAGUGACGUGGAGGUAGAGCUUCUGGCCCACACGAGGCGCGUGGUGAGCCGUGACCUGGAGGAGGAGACGGGGCUGCACACAGGCUGGAUCCAGAAUGGGGGCCUGUUCAUAGCAUCCAACCAGCAGCGUCUGGACGAGUACAAGAGGCUCAUGUCGCUGGGCAAGGCGUAUGGCGUGGAGUCGCACGUGCUGAGCCCGGCAGAGACCAAGGCGCUGUAUCCGCUGAUGAACGUGGACGACCUGUACGGGACCCUAUAUGUGCCGCAGGACGGUACCAUGGACCCCGCCGGCACCUGCACCGCCCUCAGCAGGGCCGCUGCUGCGCGGGGAGCACAGGUCAUCGAGAACUGCCCAGUGAGCGGCAUCCGCGUGCGGACCGAUGACUUUGGGGUGCGGCGGGUCGCCGCCGUGGAGACAGAGCACGGCACCAUCCAGACGCCCUGUGUGGUCAACUGUGCAGGCGUGUGGGCCGGCGCUGUGGGUCGGAUGGCUGGAGUCAAGGUCCCGCUGGUGGCCAUGCACCACGCCUACGUGGUCACUGAACGCAUUGAGGGCAUCCAGAACAUGCCCAAUGUCCGCGACCAUGAUGCUUCGGUCUACCUCCGCCUCCAAGGGGAUGCCUUGUCUGUGGGUGGCUAUGAGACCAACCCCAUCUUCUGGGAGGAGGUGUCAGACAAGUUUGCCUUUGGCCUCUUUGACCUGGACUGGGACGUGUUCAGCCCGCACAUCGAAGGGGCCGUCAACCGCGUCCCCGUGCUGGAGAAGACAGGGGUCAAGUCCACGGUCUGCGGCCCUGAGUCCUUCACGCCUGACCACAAGCCCCUGAUGGGGGAGGCGCCUGAACUCCGAGGAUUCUACCUGGGCUGUGGUUUCAACAGUGCAGGAAUGAUGCUGGGCGGCGGCUGUGGGCAGGAGCUGGCCCACUGGAUUGUCCAUGGGCGCCCGGAGAAGGACAUGUACGGCUAUGACAUCAGGCGCUUCCAUCCCUUGCUCACGGACCACCGCCGCUGGAUUCGUGAGCGCAGCCACGAGUCCUAUGCCAAGAACUACUCGGUCGUCUUCCCCCACGACGAGCCCCUGGCAGGGCGCAACAUGAGGACCGACCCCCUGCACGAGGAGCUACUUUCACAAGGCUGUGUGUUCCAGGAGCGACAGGGCUGGGAGCGGCCCGGAUGGUUUACUCCCCAAGGCACAGCUCCGGUUCUGCAGUACGACUAUUAUGGGGCCUAUGGACACCAGGCGCACGGAGACCAUGCCUACGGCCGCCUGCUUGGGGACGAGUACACGUUCGACUUCCCGCCGCACCACAAUGUGAUCAAGAAAGAGUGUCUAGCCUGCAGAGGGGCCGCUGCUGUGUUCAACAUGUCCUACUUCGGGAAGUUCUACCUGGUGGGCUUGGAUGCGAGGAAGGCUGCCGACUGGCUCUUCUCUGCUGAUGUCAGCCGACCCCCUGGCUCGACCGUGUACACCUGCAUGCUGAACCACAGGGGCGGCACCGAGAGUGACCUGACCGUCAGCCGCCUGGCCCCCAGCCCCCAGGCCUCCGCCCUGGCCCCUGCCUUUGAAGCCCCACUGACUGCUGCACUGAGCCAGAUCUGCUUCCCAACACUUCAACUCCCCGCCCCUACCCCCUGGUUCCUGCGGGAGCCAUCUCAUCUUUAGUCCUGUUGACAGUCUCCGCUAUAGGGAAGAAGAGAGGUGGCUGAGAGUCGCAGAGAGCGGGAAGCACCCUCCUUCUCCAGGAAGGGGCCCCAUUGCCACCUCUGAGAGGCUGGAUUUGCAGAGGAGAAAGGUGUCGACUGUGCGUGGGCUGACUGCACCAUCCAGGGCAAGGGUCAGUAGGCUGGACGUGCUUGGCCCAUUCUGAGAAGCUGGUGGCAGCCCCCUGGCUCCGGGCCUGGCUCUGUGCUGCCGACAAAUGCAGCUCACGCUGCGGGGGACUCGGUCAGGGUCCCCGGCGCGGGCGAGGGCGCUCUGGCCUGGGCACUGGGAGAGGGGGGCGGAGCGAGAAGGAGGCGCGCUGAGCCAGGAUGAGGAAGGCUUCCUGGAGGAGGUGACGUCUGGCCUGAAAGGGGGCUGGGAAGAGCUGGUGGAGAGGUCAGCAGGGCUGGAGAAAGGCUGGUGGGAGCUUUGUGCGGCCCUCACCCCCGAGCAGAGGGGAGGCCCUGACACAGACAUAGCUUCCAUCCUUGCAGAGCGAGUGGAGCUGGGGCUGCAGGGCAGAGGGACCCCAGUGAGGGUGCAGAGGGUCCACGGAAAUCCUGGGCCAGGCCCUGCCACUGACUGACUCUGUGGCCCAUGGCUCCGAGCCUCAGUUUCCCCAUCUGGAGCAUGGGGACCUCGCUGGUGCCCUCCACGGGGAGCUGUAGUGAAAACCCUUUGUAAACUGAGCCACUGCCCCUAGGGUGUGCCCAUGAUACGCCUUUCAAGAUGAUUCCGGUGGAUUCCUGGCCCUGGUCCUUGCCCGGGCUGGGGGAGAGCAGGCUCUGGGCAGAGGGAAGGGAAGGGUGCUGAUGCUUAGGGAGGUGUUUUUCCUAGAGUCUGGUGCCUCCAAGUUCGCCUGGGAGUGAGGGAGGGAGGGGUUGGCGCUCGGCCUGCCAGUGGAAGUGUGCGUGGCGAGGGAGGCACGAGGACGCCUGCGUCACAUCCUGGGAGGCUCUGGAGCGUGCUGACGGGCCCGGGGACAUGGCCAAACAUGAGAAAGCGGCGGCGUGCGGACUUUGUUUUAUUUUCAGCCUGAAAAACUGUACCAUUCCUGCCAUGAAUAUGCAUGUCUGUUCAAUAUGCACGUUUCAGACGGGGGUUAAUUACACCUGUUACAUCAGAUCGCCAGUAAGUCAAGAGGAUGAGGUGAUUUGCAUUCGAUCAAGGUUGUGUACAAAGCAGCUGUCAAUCCUAAACGUGAUCUUGCUUGAUCUUUUAUAUCACAAAAGGAAAACGUGCUCGUAGGAGGCAUUUCGACAAUACUGAGAAAUAGAAAAUACAAUCUGCAGCCCCCAGCUCCCCAGCUGGAGGCCGAGCCCUGGACUCUGUGCCCGCUGACCGCCCUCUCUGCCACGUCCGCUUGAGGGCUGGGCCUGGAGCUGGGCUGACUGUGGCCUCAGGACCAAGCAUUUUGGGUCUUCGAUGAUGGACAGCUGCCCAGAAAAUGCCAGGUCCACCCGCCGCCACCUCUUGGGCACCGGUGGCCCCAGGAACUCGUGUCCUUCAGGGAGGGGCCUCAGGGGGCUUCAGAGAGUCACAGCAUGUGUUGGAGGCUGGGUCAGAGGACACUGUCGCAAUUCCAAUGUCCUUUAAGAGUCCUCAGCCCAGGGAUGGGGUGGGGGGGCCUUUGGGGGCUGACUUGUCUUUUUGGCUUCUGUCUCCCUUUGUGCUCAUCAGUGUUAAGAGAAAAGAGAAAGAGAGGAAACGU